This is a messenger RNA of Ananas comosus (pineapple), 897 nucleotides long. Its product is annotated as F-box protein At2g02240-like. Bases 193 to 897 code for a protein of 234 amino acids. NCBI's taxonomy places the organism in Eukaryota, Viridiplantae, Streptophyta, Magnoliopsida, Poales, Bromeliaceae. Gene Ontology annotation, molecular function: protein binding. The record is from RefSeq and is a predicted model, not a curated record. The transcript is spliced from 3 exons.
AUUACUAACUACUUAGAUGAUAAGCUUCGUGUCCCUCGCCUCGUGUUCUCCUUCAUCGCUUCUCCUCCUCCUCUCGUUCCCUUUUCAGAACUAGAAAGUAGAAAACACGCACACAGAUCCGCACAACAACAACAAUCCCCCCCAAAAAAAAGAAAAAGAAAAAGAAAAGGAGAAGAAAAAGAGAGUCAUGAAAUGGAGGAGGGCGUGGGCGUGGGGGAGUUCAGCAGGGUGCCGGAGGGGUGCAUCGCGCACGUGAUCUCGCUGACGAGCCCACGCGACGCCUGCCGGCUGUCGGUGGUGUCGGCCGCCUUCCGCUCCGCCGCCGCCUCCGACGCCGUCUGGCAGCGCUUCCUCCCGCCCGACUUCCCCUCCAUCCUCUCCCGCGCCGCCGCCGCCGCCGCCGUCGAUCUCGGCUGCUCCUCCAAGAAGGACCUCUUCUUCCGCCUCUGCCACCACCCCCUCCUCCUCCUCCACGCGCCCACCCCCAUCAGCUUUUGGUUGGACAAAUCGAGCGGAGCAAAGUGUUAUAUGCUGUUGGCGAGAGCUCUGUCGAUUGCAUGGGGCGAUACUCCCGAAUAUUGGGCGUGGAAUCGCAUUCCUGAUGCAAGGUUUGGGGAGGUUGCUGAGCUACUCGACGUGUGCUGGUUGGAGAUUGUUGGCAGGAUUGGAAGCAGCGCGCUCUCCCCGAAAACUGCAUAUGCUGCGUAUCUCGUCUUCAAAAUAGCAGACGACUGGCACGGCCUUCACUGCCCGAAGCAAGAAACCUGCGUAACUCUGGGCGGUGUCGAGUCGAAACACACAGUGUGCCUCCAACCUGAUGCUGGUACACAGCAAAUUAUGUCCAUACACGCUCGGCCCUUUUGGCGCAAGAGGACCGAAAAUGCCGCAGGAAACUAG